CUUUCCCACGGCGCGAAUCGGACCUUCAACUAUCUGCACCAUGUCGCAAUAGCGAGCUUCAAUGAUAUUUGUUCCUUUUGUACGUACAUUUUCGAAUAAUUUCUCUUUACGGACUCAGUUAUGUACUUUUACCCCUUAUUAUGAUCAGAUCCGUUCGUUCGGGUCUAUGGACCUCUUUUAGGUGCCUGCGUCAAACGUCUCGAUACCCUCAACGCCGCUUGCUGUCUGCGGCUGCCGGUGUUGCCCACCAUGACUCCUCGAGAACGCCCGUAGACCAUUCUCCGCUAGGCGCGAAACACGACGACUCGCUCCUACGUCAGCUAUUCGACUCCCCCCAGACCUUCAAAGCAUUUGCGCAACAGUCGAGCAAGGUGGUGAGCGGCGACAAUGUGGGACUCUUCAGAAACAAGUACCUUACUUCGCCUGAAGGUUUCCUCAUGUUCGCCCAAAUCACAUUAAUGCGAGCCCAGAAAGUGGUCGAUAAGGUUCUCAAUGCGUCUACACUGGAGGAGUACAAGGCCACGGUUCGAGACUUGGACAGGCUCAGUGACCUGCUCUGUAGGGUGCUCGAUGUCACCGACUUCGUGCGCGUUACGCACCCGGACGAGUCGAUUCAAUCCGCCGCCUCUCAGGCAUGGUCGCUCGUGUAUCAGUACAUGAACCAGUUGAAUACCACGACUGGUUUAAAAGAUCAACUUGGCAAGGCACUCGACAAUCCAGAAGUGCUAGCAAGCUGGACUGAAGAGGAGCAGGCUGUCGCCAACAUUCUCAUGCAAGAUUUCAUGAAGUCGGCCAUUCACCUACCCAAAAAGUCGCGGGAUCGAUUUGUGGAUCUAUCACAGAAACUUAGCGAGGUCGGGUCGAGUUUUGUCGAAGACAUGGCCCCAGAGGACUACAAGGUGGUUUUGCCAAGUAGCAAAUUCCACGGCAUGGACCCUCGCCUUGCUCAAAAAUACAAAAGCGCCCUGGGAAAGUUGCAUUUGCCGACUAUGUCACCAGAGGCGACCGUCGCAUUAAGAAGCGUCCACGACGAGGAGACAAGAAAGAUCUUGUAUUUUGCUACUCGAAAAGCAUCAACACGGUCUAUUAAAGUACUAGAAGCCAUGCUCCGGUUGCGAGCCGAGCUUGCCAAUUUGUCGGGCUUUGAAAGUUACGGUCAGAUGGCGUUGCGGGAUAGGAUGAUGGCCAAGUCCCCAGAAUCCGUCAAACAGUUUUUGCUUUCUCUGACAAAACAUAAUCGCCCUCGAGUUGAGCAGGAGGUUGCAGACUUACGGCGGGCCAAAGGACAGAACGCCACCGCAUUGCAGCCGUGGGACAAAGAUUAUUAUAUGGAAAGCAUACGAAGGGGCUUACGGUCACGGACCCGUCACAAUGACUUCUUAUCUGCCUAUUUCUCGUUGGGGACCGUUAUGCAGGGACUAUCGAGACUCUUCACUCGAUUGUACGGCAUCCGCUUCGUGCCCCGGGACACUCUGCCUGGAGAAACGUGGCAUCCCGACGUUAGACGACUCGAUGUUGUUUCUGAUACCGACGGGCAUGUCGCAGUCCUAUACUGCGACCUCUUUUAUAGAGAAGACAAGUCGCCAAAUCCUGCGCAUUUCACCGUACGCUGUUCCAGGGAAAUUUCCCAGCAAGAAAUUCAAGAGGCAGCUGAACAGCAUUCAAAUGAGUUAUUGCCUUCAUUUGAUACUGCGGUCGAAGCAGCAAACGAUGGAAUGCACUUUUCGAAUCAGUCAGGAACUGUAAAACAGUUACCUACAAUCGCUCUGGUGUGCGACUUUCAUCAUGCCAGCCCCGGAGGCUGUGAACCAGCGCUCCUGGACUACUAUCAGAUGGAGACGCUUUUCCACGAAAUGGGUCAUGCGAUCCACUCUGUCUUAGCGCGGACAUCUCUUCAUAAUGUUGCUGGAACAAGGUGUGCUACAGACUUUGCGGAAUUACCGUCAACGCUGAUGGAGCAUUUCUGUGCCAAUCCAAGUGUAUUAGCCCUUUUUGCACGGCACCAUAUUACAGACGAACCGCUCCCUUACGAGUUGGUAGCAGAUCGACUACACAUAUCCCAGCGUUUUGAAGCUUCGGAUAGGGAAAAUCAGAUCAUUCUCGCCAUGCUUGAUCAGGAGUAUCACUCAUCGCAACCUGCAAAUCCGGGUUUCAACUCGACCGAUAUUUACCUCAAUCUGCAGCGCACCUAUGGCAAACUACCGCCUGAUGCCGAGGGCACGAAAUGGCAAGGGUUCUUUGGCCAUUUGUACGGAUAUGGCAGCACAUACUACAGCUAUCUCUUCGACCAAGUCCUCUCGGAACGAACUUGGAAUCUCGUCUUUUCUGCAGGUCAAAAUGGAGGAGCCCUGGACAGAGCAAACGGCGAACGGCUGAAAGAAAACCUCCUGAAAUGGGGAGGCAGUCGGGAUCCAUGGAGGUGUCUCUCCGACGCGCUUCAGGAUGAACGACUGAUCAAUGGCGACGAAAAGGCUAUGGCCUUGGUCGGCAGCUGGGGUAUCAAAGAUGGUCGGUAGUCCUUUAGAUGAUCGGCCCUUUGGCCGCGACCUGGACCUGCAAUGAACUAUAUAUAGAUGCUGUAGACCAAUUGUAGAAACUGAUACCCAUGACAUGAUAGGAAGUCACGAAAUUUCAGCCAACUCCCAGCUUCGCCAUCGGUGGCCAACCGUUUCGGGCGUUCGACUUGCAAGGAGCGGC
Pseudomassariella vexata is the source of this 2697-nucleotide messenger RNA. RefSeq names its product mitochondrial intermediate peptidase. Gene Ontology annotation, cellular component: mitochondrion. The transcript has a single exon. The record is from RefSeq and is a predicted model, not a curated record. The coding region runs from base 141 to 2516 and encodes 791 amino acids. Gene Ontology annotation, molecular function: metalloendopeptidase activity. NCBI's taxonomy places the organism in Eukaryota, Fungi, Ascomycota, Sordariomycetes, Amphisphaeriales, Pseudomassariaceae. Gene Ontology annotation, biological process: peptide metabolic process.